AUGGCGCGUCGCCUGCCAACGCUGCUGGAAGUUUUACGAGGCGAGAGCGCGCCGCCGGUAGACUUGCACGCCUUUUACGCAUUUUUGUAUCGAUAUAAUGACGAGUACGCGCUGGAUUUUUGGUUCCAGGCGCGGAUACACACACAAAUGUGCCUAGCCUAUACCCAACACAGCCCAGCCCCCUCUGCCGAAAAAGAGACUGGAAUGGAGCCCGUGGCGCUUGAGCCAUCGCACAGUCAUAUUGCAUUACUGAGCACGGAUGUUCAGCUUACCGAGCUUGUUACGAACGCGCAGUCCACGUACGAACGCUACUUUCUAGCUGGAGAACACGAGCUUGUAUUGCCCAACUCGGUGCGACAAUCGAUGCAGUACCCCUCGGACGUGGCUACAUACACAGGCGAUAUUGCAGAGCUUGCGUCCGUGUUCAAAGCGGCCGAAGAAUACGUGUUUGUGCAUCUCCAGACGUACGCAUACCCCGCUUUCUUACAGCGAAACACGUUUUCCAACAUGGAACCGCUCAUGGCCUGGGCGCGAUUCAGCGUGGGCCUCUUUAUUUUUUGGAUUGCGCUCACGGUCGGGUUUGCAUUUGUGUUCACCGAUACACGGCAUGCGACGCGCGUUUGGAUCCUGCUUCCUACCGUGGUCGCCAUGUACUUUUUGGUAUCGUACAUGUACACGAUGGACCCUAUACUCGCAUUGUUGCGCUAUACAGAGAUGGCACCGUUCCACAUGCGCAAAGUGGAAGAUGGGUAUAUUGCAAAGCAGCAGCGGCUCCAUGCCAUGAGUGCAUUGCUCAUGAUUGCAUUGCUCACGGCGGCAUUCACCGUCUUGUUUGUAUUUGUCCCCGGACAUCACCUCUGA
This is a messenger RNA of Malassezia vespertilionis, 861 nucleotides long. It is a transcript of the gene RAX1, whose product is annotated as Bud site selection protein, Revert to axial protein 1. Gene Ontology annotation, cellular component: plasma membrane. The record is from RefSeq and is a predicted model, not a curated record. Bases 1 to 861 code for a protein of 286 amino acids. The transcript has a single exon. NCBI's taxonomy places the organism in Eukaryota, Fungi, Basidiomycota, Malasseziomycetes, Malasseziales, Malasseziaceae. Gene Ontology annotation, biological process: intracellular protein localization.